Molecule: messenger RNA, 972 nt
Organism: Mycena indigotica
Lineage: Eukaryota; Fungi; Basidiomycota; Agaricomycetes; Agaricales; Mycenaceae
Product: GATA-type domain-containing protein
Exons: 5
Coding region: 1-972 (323 amino acids)
Source: RefSeq, a predicted model, not a curated record
AUGCAGAAAACACCUAUCGACAAAGUUCGUCAAGCCGUUAUAGACGAGGUUGAGGUCGAUCCCGCGCAAUCGAGAGGUCCAGCAUUCAUCAAAGAUCAGCUUCGCCUUAAGAUGAUAUUUGCACCACGCGACCUCAUUCGUAGCAUUAUGAUUGAACAAUAUCCCGGUGGUUUCGAUGUUCGCUUCCCGGGGAAGAAGAACCGACGUGUCAUUCGUGUUCCACUACGCGCCAGUGGUCCUUACCACGAAAUCAGUAGUGACGGUCACGAGAAACUUGCGCCAGCCGCUCUUCGAAUGGGUGGCGUAGGGUUUUCCAUCUAUGCCUACAAGGAUAAAUAUGGGGAUUCUGUCGAACAAAUGCGAGUUCUCCCUGAUGUUCGCAGCGCUGGAGCUGGUGGGCAUAUUUUUCUCGACUUUGUGGAAGACACUGGAUGUAUUCCCAUCCAGCUCACGACAGACAAGGGUUCAGAGGUUGGUUGGCCCUAUGCGUUCAUGGCAGCGUUGAGAGAUAUGUAUGCUCCAGAUAUCGAUCCAGCCCUCUAUCCAUUCCACGUUAUGAUCAAGAGCACACACAACACAGUUAUCGAGGGUUUCUGGCGACACCUGAAGGAUCAAUUGGGCCUGAACUUGAAGGAGUUCCUUCUUCGUGGCAAGACACAGCAUCUCUUCAACUCUCAUAAUCCAUUGCACGAGCCGUUGUUUUACUGGAUCUUUGCGCCUCUUAUUCAGAAAGAGCUCGACGACUUCGCAGACUGGUGGAACAAUCACCGUAUCCGCCAUCAACACGAGAAAAUCCUUCCCUCUGGCCACGUCCCGUCUCAUGCAAUGAACUACCCGGAGCUGUUUGGUGCUCUGGACUGCCGAAUCCGUAUCCCACAAGCCGCUAUCGACGAGCUCCGCUCCCAACUCACUGCAGAAGAAGGGCCGAAGUCCCAGUUCCAGUCGUGGCCUGGCCUAACUGCAGAGUUUUGA